GGCUCCAUCUCCCUCCCUCAACGAACAAUGCUCAUGCAAAGAACUCUUCGCCUCUCUUCCAUCAUCUCACGCCUCGAAAAGCCAGCAACUACACUUCUCCCCCGAGUCAACACCUACCGCCUUCCGCUUCCCCAAUCCCAAACCAGAACCAUGUCUGAUCUCAAGACCUUCAACACCAAGAAUGCCGCCCAGCCCGUGGGGCCCUACUCCCAAGCCAUGAUCGCCGGGCCGCAUAUUUUCGUGUCCGGCCAAAUCCCCGCCGAUGCCUCCGGCAAGCUCGUCGAGGGCAGCAUUGCAGACAAGACGAAGGCGUCGUGCGAGAGCGUCAAGGCCAUUCUCGAGGCGGCUGGCUCGUCCAUUGAUCGGGUCAUCAAGACGACCGUCUUCCUCACUUCCAUGGGUGACUUCGCCGAGAUGAACGGGGUGUACGAAAAGUACUUUGCGCACAAGCCUUCGCGAUCCUGCGUUGCUGUCAAGGAACUCCCCAAGGGCGUGCCGGUGGAGAUUGAGUGCAUUGCACUGAGUGGGAGUGCAUGAGCGCAGCACGGACGACAUCAAAGUCUGCCAACGGAUGGACGGCGGUCAAAUGACUUGCUCUCGAAGGUAAAAUUUGGUGUGCUGAAAAGUUGAUAUACUUCAAACCAAGUUGCAUAGCUAAACACUUGCAAUAAACGCCAAAAAGCGCCGA
Messenger RNA from Neohortaea acidophila, 688 nucleotides. RefSeq names its product Endoribonuclease L-PSP/chorismate mutase-like protein. Lineage: Eukaryota; Fungi; Ascomycota; Dothideomycetes; Mycosphaerellales; Teratosphaeriaceae. Bases 28 to 537 code for a protein of 169 amino acids. Gene Ontology annotation, molecular function: deaminase activity. Gene Ontology annotation, cellular component: mitochondrion; cytosol. The record is from RefSeq and is a predicted model, not a curated record. The transcript has 5 exons.